Rangifer tarandus platyrhynchus (Svalbard reindeer) is the source of this 2004-nucleotide messenger RNA. Lineage: Eukaryota; Metazoa; Chordata; Mammalia; Artiodactyla; Cervidae. The record is from the annotation of a GenBank genome assembly.
AUGAUCGCGUCGUGUCUGUGUUACCUGCUGCUGCCGGCCGCGCGCCUUUUCCGCGCCCUCUCAGAUGCUUUCUUCACAUGUCGAAAAAAUGCCCUCCUGGCGAAGAGCUCGUCCUCCCAGGUAGAAGGGGACUUUGCCAUGGCCCCUCGGGGCCCCGACCAGGAGGAGUGUGAGGGCCUGCUGCAGCAGUGGCGGGAAGAAGGGUCGAGCCAGCUGCUCUCAACUGUGAGCGACGGUCCCCUUGUAGAUAAGGGGCUCGCUGAGAGCAGCCUGGCCCUCCUGAUGGAUAAUCCCGGAGAACAGGAUGCUGCUCUGGAGGACAAGUGGUCUAGCAGGCAGCUGAGUGACCUGCGGGCAGCAGAGAACCUGGAGGAGCCUUUCCCCGAGGUGCUAGGAGAGGAGGCGCCACUGUCGGAGGUCGAGGGCCCAAUGUGGGCAGCAGUGCCCGUGCAGACUGGCCCCCAGUACACAGACUGUGCUGUCCUCCCCAUGGGUGUGCUGGCCACAGAGCAGUGGGACGAGGACCCCGCGGUGGUGGCCUGGAGCAUUGCACCGGAGCCUGUGUCCCAGGAAGAGGCCCCCGUCUGGCCCUUUGCAGGUCUGGGGCAGCUGCAGCCUCCCCCACUGGAAAUCCCGUAUCACGAAAUCUUGUGGCGAGAAUGGGAGGAUUUCUCCACUCAGCAAGAUGCUCAGGGCCUGGAGGCUGGGGAUGGCCCUCAAUUCCAGUUCACUCUGAUGUCCUAUAAUAUCCUGGCCCAGGACCUGAUGCAGCAGAGCUCUGAGCUCUAUCUGCACUGCCACCCCGACAUCCUCAACUGGAGCUAUCGCUUUGCAAAUCUCAUGCAGGAAUUCCAGCACUGGGACCCGGACAUCCUGUGUCUCCAGGAGGUCCAGGAAGAUCAUUACUGGGAGCAGCUGGAGCCCUCUCUGAGGAUGAUGGGCUUUACCUGUUUCUACAAGAGGAGGACCGGGUGUAAGACAGAUGGCUGUGCUGUCUGCUACAAGCCCACGAGAUUCCGUCUGCUCUGCGCCAGCCCCGUGGAGUACUUUCGGCCUGGCUUGGAGCUCCUCAAUCGGGACAACGUGGGCUUAGUAUUGCUGCUCCAGCCACUGGUCCCAGAAGGCCUGGGGCAAGUCUCGGUGGCCCCGUUAUGUGUGGCAAAUACCCACGUCCUGUACAACCCACGGCGGGGCGACAUCAAGCUGGCCCAGAUGGCCAUUCUCCUGGCCGAAGUGGACAAGGUGGCCCGGCUGUCGGACGGCAGCCACUGCCCCAUUGUCCUGUGUGGGGACCUGAACUCUGUGCCCAACUCGCCUCUCUACAAUUUCAUCAGGGACGGCGAGCUCCAGUACCACGGGAUGCCAGCCUGGAAGGUAUCUGGCCAGGAAGACUUCUCCCAUCAGCUUUAUCAGAGGAGGCUGCAGGCCCCACUGUGGCCCAGCUCCCUGGGUAUCACUGACUGCUGUCAGUAUGCCACCUCCUGUCAUCCCACAAACGCAGAGAGACGUAAGUAUAGCCGAGACUUCCUGCUACGUUUCCGCUUCUGCAACAUCGCCUGCCAGAGACCUGUAGGACUGGUUCUUAUGCAAGGAGUGACAGAUACUAAGCCAGAGCGACCUGCUGGCUGGGCCGAGUCCGUCAUUGAGGAAGACACAUCUGAGCCGGACAUCCCCAGGCACCCUGUGGGCACCAUCCAGCACUGCCUACACCUGACCUCGGUGUAUACUCAUUUCCUGCCCCAGCAUGGCCGCCCAGAGGUCACCACAAUGCCCCUGGGUCUGGGAACGACAGUAGAUUACAUCUUCUUCUCAGCCGAGUCCUGCGAGGAUGGGAACAGAACUGAUCGCAGGCGGCAUCGGGACGGAACUCUCAAGCUCCUGGGCCGGCUCUCGCUCCUCUCCGAAGAGGCCCUCUGGGCGGCCAACGGCUUACCCAACCCCUUCUGCUCUUCAGACCACCUCUGCCUACUGGCCAGGCUCGGGAUGGGGGUCACCACCCCGUGA